Molecule: messenger RNA, 1945 nt
Organism: Epinephelus lanceolatus (giant grouper)
Lineage: Eukaryota; Metazoa; Chordata; Actinopteri; Perciformes; Serranidae
Gene: mims2
Product: family with sequence similarity 210 member B
Cellular component (GO): mitochondrion
Source: RefSeq, a predicted model, not a curated record
GUGAUAAUCGGUCAACCAGAGGACCGGAGGGAGGCAGAAGGGCACAGGGCAGCAUGUUUACAGCUCCGUGCACUCAUAAGUAGCUGCUCUAAACGACUCACUCGCUUUAUUCGAUUUGUCGCAGACCUCACGCUGGUUUCGGGGCGGUCGUCGACAAUGUUUCUGUGCCGCACGGGGAGGCUUUCUGCAGCGGCUCUGGAUCAGGCUUUCAAGUCAACGGGUUCGUUUCUAGUGCGAGUCAAAAGACUGAGGGACGUCACUGUGACAUUACGCAAGGGGAACACGUUUCAGCGAUACCGGUGUUUCUGUGUGUCCGUCGGAGGCGUCGACACAACUCUUGCGCACCUGGGGAAACCACAACAACAACCGGACACGCAGCCCGCCCAGACUCGGGACUCGUCGUGUGCUUUACACUGGGAACACUUGGACCGAGUGGCUACUGUAGCCGUGAAUCUCUCCAAGCGCGUGCAAAGUGAAGGCGGUUAUGUAGAUGUUAUCACACAGCCGCUCGAGCACACUAACAGGCGCCACGGAGGAGAGCCCGUGGAUAAUGGUUUGUUUACAGGUAACUGGCGGGUUUCCAGUCCACUCUGCUCCACGGCGACUAUGCAGACCAGAGGCUUAUCCACGAAGAAGAGCAGCGAGGAGCAGACAGCUGACAACAAAGGGGAUGAGCUGAAUGUAAAGGAGGCCUCUGCUACCUACUCAUCUACAACGAAGGCCCCAGGGGAGCCGGAGCCAGAGGAAGGAAAACCAAACAAGACCCAGCAGCUAAAAAAAGUCUUCAAGGAGUAUGGAGCGGUGGGAGUCUUCUUUCACAUUGGGAUCUCCCUCAUGUCCCUGGGAAUGUUCUACCUCCUUAUAUCCAGUGGGAUCGAUAUGGCAGCCGUGCUGUGCAAAGUGGGCUUCAGCGAGGCGGUCGUUCGGUCUAAAAUGGCAGCGGGGACAAGCACGUUCGUCUUGGCCUACGCCAUCCACAAGCUCUUUGCCCCAGUUCGCAUCAGCAUCACUUUGGUGUCCGUGCCUCUCAUCGUGCGCUACUUCAGAAAGACUGGUCUCUUUAAACCGCCCACACCUGCACCCUGAUGACCCUCCUCUGCUCCUCUGCUGCCUCGCCAAGCAACAAACAUCCUGACUGUUAAUGGCCAUAAUUAAAACUCCUGUACAUAUCCUUACUCACUCGCCUUCACGUAGAAAAGCCUCAUCCUUUCUCAGUUGUCAUUGUGAAUUCAGGUGAAACAUUUCCUUCAUUAGUUCCAGCUGAAGUAGAAUCGAAGUGUUUGGUUGUGUGACUGUAGGAUUAAAACGUCUCAAGUGCAACAGCUCUGUAUGUGGAGUCUUAAUGUAUGUGCAUUUCAAACACCAGAAACAAAAGGCAAAAAAAGCUCAAGUAUUUAUUUACAAUCAGAGGUAAGAUCAGGGAUUUUAAGCUCUUUCAGUGGGCGGGUUCGUAUCUUAAUGCUGUGAAGGUUCCCCGUGGGGACAAGUGGAAAAAGCUGAUCUCUCCUCCACUGUUCCCUGUUAGCUGACUAGGCCAUGUUCUGGUGUUAUGUGAAUCAGCAGAAUAAUUCAGGUUCUCUGUCUCCUACCUCGCUCCUCUCCCUCCCCUUAGCCUCUGUCUCCCCUACAUUGCUUUUAUUUUCUGCUGUUGUUUUGCUUCCCUGCUAUUUUUCUCCUCAACACCUCUCCUGGCAUCCAUUUUCUCCCCCUCAUAUCCCUUUGCUCUUCUUCUCCUCCCUCUUUUCCCCCUUCUAUCGUCUCUCCCUGUGGUUCUUUAAUAUUGCAAAUGCCACUGCCCAAGCUGUAAUGUCGAGUACAUUAAUCUGAGUGAAGCUGAUCGUGGUUCAUUGCAAGCUCUGGAUGACAAAUGUUGGUUUGUGAGGGUUUGUUGUUCUUUCAGAUUGAAUGGACUGUAUUUAACUAUUAAAAGAGAAGCUCUCUUUUA